Molecule: messenger RNA, 2056 nt
Organism: Rana temporaria (common frog)
Lineage: Eukaryota; Metazoa; Chordata; Amphibia; Anura; Ranidae
Product: perforin-1-like
Exons: 4
Coding region: 199-1824 (541 amino acids)
Source: RefSeq, a predicted model, not a curated record
GGUUUUCUCGGUAGGACUGUCAGAUAAUUUGUUCCUUUUUGCAGUAGGUGGGAGGAUGUGACUCCCCUCACACAAGUAACACAUUCAGACACCUCUAGUCCACAUCCUGUGUCAGUGUGCUCAGCACUGAGAUCAUAUCAGAGAACUGAGGACCAGAACCUUCACGUUGGGAUUUAUAUUCCACCCAACUGUCUGAAUAUGUGGCUCGUUUUGGUUCUUCUAAGUUUUGCCACUUCUACUUUCUGCCAAACUCACCCCCCACUCACCUACGCCUGCCGAACUGCCAAAAAGCCAGAAUGCGAUAAAGUUCACUUUGUCCCCGGGCACAAUCUUAUUGGUCAAGGCUUUGAUAUUGUGACCAUGAAGCAGACCAGGGCUCACCUGCUGGAUCUCCAGAAGUUUUCAGCAAAGGACAACACCUGCACUGUCUGUCACAACCCAUAUAUGAACAAGGCUUGGCAAAAGGUGCCCCUUGCCAUGGUGGACUGGAGGCCCCAGGCAUUCUGCUCUAGAAAGAUCAGCAGUGAGCUCACCCGAUCUUCUACAUCGCUGGCUGAGGAAGCUGCAUCCGAGGUCAAGAAUGACUGGGAAGCUGGUCUAGAUCUCCACCACAAGGGGGUGGAUGCCAAGCUAGUAAUGGCUGGAUCUCAGUCCCAAGUGGCACAGUUUGGUAAGAAUAAGGCCAGCACAGACCGGUACAGCUUCAUCAAGCACCAACUGAGUUGUGUCUAUUACAGCUUCCGACUUUCACACCUCCCUCUGUUGAGCAAAGAUCUGAGACGGGCCUUGAAGUCUCUGCCACUGACUUAUGAUGCCAGCACUCAGGCUCACUACAGAAGCCUAAUUAGCAUCUACGGCACUCAUUAUAUAAACCAAGCAGAUGUGGGAGGCCAAGUGCUAGAGGUCAACGCCAUCAAGACCUGCCAAGUCUCCAUGGAUGGCAUGUCUAUGGAUGAGCUGAAGGAUUGUCUUAGCAUGGAGGCCUCUCUUGCAGUCACUGGAAAAGCCGAAGCAAGUGCCAAAGCCAGCGCCUGCAAGGAACAAAGCCAAAAAUCCAACAAUGGGGAAAGUUUCCAUCAGGCAUUCAACGAGAAGAGUUGGGAAGUACGAGGAGGAAAGAUCACAUUUGAGCAGCUCUCCUUUGACAUAAAGAAUGGAGAUGGUGCAGCCACUUUUGAAACUUGGAUGGAAAGCCUGAAGACUGACCCCGAUAUCGUAACCUACUCUCUGGAGCCCAUCCACAACCUGGUUCCAUCCAGAGGACCCAAGAGAGAGAGUCUACAGAAAGCCAUCAGUGAUUACAUCUUGGAGAAGGCCCUGAGUAAGAACUGCUCUUGCCCAUCGGGUUCACGGCUGAGUCCUGGUAAAGAGUGCAACUGCAUUUGUCCUGGUGGUCAAGGAAUAAAUAUAAACUGUUGCCCCUCAAAAAGAGGAUUUGCCAAAGUGGCGGUCACUGUACAAAGUGCUUCAAACCUUUGGGGUGACUACGGCUCGAAGACCGAUGCCUUUGUUAAAAUGAGUAUUGGAUCAGUCUCUGCUCAGACAGAUACCAAUUGGAACAAUGAUAAUCCACACUGGGACUCACGGUAUGAUCUCGGAGUUCUGGAACUCAGUCCAGUGUCUAGCUUGAAGGUGGAGGUUUGGGAUGAGGAUAAUAAAUAUGAUGAUGACCUGCUUGGAGCAUGUCAAAAACAAGUCAACAGUGGUGUGAAGGACGAGGUUUGUUACCUUGACCAUGGUAGUGUGACUUUUACAGUGAGUGUACAAUGCCUCCCCCACCUGACUGGGCCCCUCUGUAGAGACUAUGCUCCUUCCACCAGUUAGACUUGGACAAGAAGGCUUGGCUCGCAGUCUCCGCUCUAAUUAAUCCCAAAGGUGUUCAAUCGGGUUGAGGUCAGGACUCUGUACAGUCCAGUCAAGUUCCUCCACCUCUAAAUGCCUCUGGUUGGCAAUCACAGUGAUCAGUUACUAUGAAGCCCGCCCCCCGUGUUUUCUGUCUCUGAAUUUUUUUUUAAAUAGCGGUCAUUGCAAAACUUUUUGUCACACAGUAUUUGCG